Molecule: messenger RNA, 393 nt
Organism: Meira miltonrushii
Lineage: Eukaryota; Fungi; Basidiomycota; Exobasidiomycetes; Exobasidiales; Brachybasidiaceae
Exons: 3
Coding region: 27-293 (88 amino acids)
Biological process (GO): GPI anchor biosynthetic process
Cellular component (GO): dolichol-phosphate-mannose synthase complex; endoplasmic reticulum membrane
Molecular function (GO): enzyme regulator activity
Source: RefSeq, a predicted model, not a curated record
CACUCCAUCAUCAUCACAAGAUUAAUAUGGCACUAUCCGAUCGACUCUUGGGCGGCUCACUGCUUGCUGUUGCAACAUUUGUGUUUUCAUAUUACACAGUCUGGGCGCUGAUUACGCCCCUAUUCCCUUCUGAUUCGAUCAUACAAGCAUACUUUCCACCCAGAGUUUGGGCGAUCAGAUUGCCGGCAAUCAUCUUGGUGCUAGGAUUGGGUGUGGUGGGAGCAUUUGUUGGACUAGUGAUGCAGAAAGAAGCGGCAAAGAAGAAGGCAAAGGAAGCCAGGAAAGGAGCGUGAUCUUCAAUAAAGCUUAGGAUAACCGUAGAGAAAGGGAAAUGCGCAAAACAGGGUCUAAAAGCAUGUAUUAUAGGGCAGUAAUGGAGAUUUUCGAUACCAU